Molecule: messenger RNA, 1278 nt
Organism: Mucor mucedo
Lineage: Eukaryota; Fungi; Mucoromycota; Mucoromycetes; Mucorales; Mucoraceae
Exons: 4
Source: RefSeq, a predicted model, not a curated record
CCAAAACAAAAAGAUUUGCAAUACAAAACACCAACUAUCAAUGUGUACGAUCGAAAUUUCCACCUUCUCCACUGGGGGAUGUCUGCAUUUAACUUCAUACAAUCUGGUCAAUUGACGGAUGACCAGCAAAUUGUAGAAAGAUUCAAAUAUAACCUUCCAACAUCUAAUUCACAAACAGGAGCCUUUCUUCCAACCGGGACUACAAGUAUAGAGCAGCUUUUAAAUAUGAGGGCUACGAUAGAUUAUUUAAGGGAGACUUUUGAUAGCACCCUAAACGCCAUGCGAAAUUCAAAUUAUAAAACUGCAAACGUAGACAGUAUGGAAAUGGUGAAAAAAAAAGUUCGUUUUGUCAUCACUGUCCCAGGACAGUGGAAUGACAUUCAAAGAGAGUUGAUGAGAAUAAUCGCUAUUGAAGCAGGACUGAUUUCCAAGGACGAUUACGAAAAGCGCUUAUUGAUAAUCAACGAAUCUUUAGCCACUUCUUUAUAUUGUGAGUUAAAAACCAGACAUCCAAAAGAUAAAAGCAUUGUGCAGGAAAUUCCAAAAUACAUAGUUUGUGACACUGGUGGUUCAACUGUCAGUAUUGCUGUAUUUGAAUCAACCGAGAAUGGUGACCAAAAUAACGCUGAUAGUCUUGGUAGAUGUCAGCUUACUACAGAAUUUAGCCUAGAAAGGACUUUCUCCCUGAUUGCUGUCGUAAAUUACGAGAAAUGUACUACAAUGAUUCCGACUGGGAUAGCGACUGGGACAUCGACAGUUCUCAUGAAACAAAUUUCUCUCAAGAGUACUGUGAUUGUGGUUUUGAUGAUGGGCAUGACGAACAUUAUGUGGAGCACGACAACUUUGGGGAUGGAGGAUGAUUAUCAAUGUGAAAUUAAACUUAGUUACAAAUAUAUGCGAGAACAUGUUUUUGAUGAGGUUAUCGAUAACACAAUCGACCUUCUCAGAAGACAAAUAAAGAAGGCUAAUGGAAAUAUAACACACACUUAUAUGGUAGGGGGAUUUGGUGGAUCACCAUAUCUGUACAAGCGCAUUCUAAAUGAGUUUCCUGCUGACAGCGAAGUAUCCGUUGGGAAUUUGAUCAAGGAUGAUAGAGGCGAUACAGCAGCAAUGCGAGGCGCCUUGAUCUAUGGCAUCAACGAAAGCAGAAAAAAUCCUAAAUCAUCUGUUGUAAUAUCUAAAUACGAAGAUGACAGCACUUCUCAGUAUAACACCCUUGUCUGCUUGGGUAAUAUGGGCAUAAACGUUGAGUGUAGGUAUACGACUGACAUCUUGUGA